AUGGGUGGCGUUGGAGAUGCGUCCGUCCCGGACGGGGUGCAGUCGAAAGAUCACGAGCGCGUUCAGACCGCGGCUUAUCAUCGUAAGAAGCGGAAAGAACAUGCAUCGACCGGCGCUACAGCAGCAACAAUUCGAGCAGUCAGCGCUCAACUUCUGACCUUUUAUUUUCGGGCGCCCGUCAAAGCGUUCUUUCGUCCUCGGAUAGAUUACAUGGGAUACGCUCGCGCAAUUAAUCCCAAUUUCAAGGCUGGUCAAGCUUGGUCAUGGCGGAUGUCUUCGCCUGUAUUACUUGCCAGUGCAAUACAUCGUCACGGCUGGAGUUUUGUGCCGAAUCACAUCUUACCCCCGUUGAUGGCAAACACUGCCGUCGGUGCAGUUUUGUAUACAGCAUAUCUUCAAACCUUGGGACACAUGCAUGAACCGUCCUCGCGUUCUACGAAGCGGGUAUACCCACCUCCUGCACCAGAGACUGUCUUUGCUGCAGGAUUUAUCGCCGGUACGAUUCAGAGCAUUCUAGCUGCGCCUCUCGACGCUUUGCAGGUACGCUUUCAAGCUUCGGAAAUGCUUAACGGAAAGUACAAGAACAUGUGGCAGUAUGGAGCUAGGAAGACUCGUGAGAUUGGAGCUAGAGGCGUUUUUGCUGGAUGGACGCUAUCUUUUGUUCGCGAUUCCUUUGGUGCCGGAGCAUUCUUCACUGCAUUCGAAUUCGUCAAAUCGCAGUGCUUCUACAGCUUUGUCAGCGGAUUCUAUGGCCAAUUUGCCAAGCUAUCUGAAGUUCAACAGGAAUCUAUUCAAGCUCAACGCCACCAUCGUAACCGGCCUGAAAUCAAGCCUCACUACAUGCUUGAGCCGACGUUUCUUCUCCUUGCUGGGGCAUCCGCGUCAGUAGCGCAAGCUCUGAUUCACCAUCCCAUCAGCCGCAUUCAGGAAAUUCACUAUGCGCGCCUCGAAUGGAUUGAUACACAUGCGCACUCUUCACAGACCGGCGGUUAUCGACUUCAAGCUUUCCAGCUUUACACCGCUGCCUACAAAAAGACUUUUAAGGCAUGCUUCGCCGUCGCUCGUAGAGAGGGCGGCUUGCGACGAUUCCUUUACAAGAAUUUUAUUAUGAAUACACUCAGACAAGUACCGAGUACGAGUGCUGGCCUGAUCGUCUUCGAGGUCCUAAGGCGAAAGUACGGUAACGACGACGAUGCUGUCAGGAUCCCCAAGAAUGGCUACGAGAUUGUGUUGCUAUAGACCAAGACACCUUUGCGGAACUUUGUGCCCCUUUUAUAUUCAUCCGCGGAUGUGUUUCUAAAUGUGUUCCGCGAACCAAACAUGUCUGGUUCAAGGCCAUGCUCACUGUUCUUCGCGCUCCACGGCCAGCUCGUGCGAGCGCUUUUUAGGCCUUCCUUCAGCGGCUUCCGGAAGAAAGUAGACGCCAACGUUGAGGAGUAGCGCAAGAAUGAUGAGCAGUAUCCAGGCAAGGUGUCCAUCCGCCCAUCCAAGCUUGAUGCCCGUGGCAAAAAUGCUUGUGAUGAAUGCUGGGGCUAUGGCACGAAUGGCAGUGCCCACGGUGAGCGCGAGGGCAUUGACCGUUGCCAGGACAUGAGGAGAUGGCGAAAUGUCAUUUAAGAUGAGCUGUUGGCAACC
This is a messenger RNA of Dissoconium aciculare CBS 342.82, 1635 nucleotides long. Its product is annotated as mitochondrial carrier. Bases 1 to 1239 code for a protein of 412 amino acids. Lineage: Eukaryota; Fungi; Ascomycota; Dothideomycetes; Mycosphaerellales; Dissoconiaceae. The record is from RefSeq and is a predicted model, not a curated record. Gene Ontology annotation, molecular function: L-ornithine transmembrane transporter activity. The transcript is spliced from 3 exons. Gene Ontology annotation, biological process: mitochondrial L-ornithine transmembrane transport.